AUGUUGCCCUUCUCGCCCGUGUAUCUGGUGCUCGCGGCCUUUGUCCUGGCAACUCUUCAGCUGGCCCGGUGCCUCGCCUCGCCGCUCCGAAAGCUGCCCGGCCCGACCAUAUCUCUCUUCACGUCUCUGGUGUUGAAGUGGAAGGAGAUCAGUGCCGAAAGGACGCUCUAUAUUCAUGAGCUGCAUCAGAGAUACGGUCCUGUCGUGCGGAUUUCCCCCAACGAAGUGUCCUACACUUCAUGGCCGGCCCUCAAGGAGAUAUACUGCUCUGGCGGGAGCGGCUACGGCAAGUCUGACUUUUACAACCUCUUUACGAUUUACGGGAGAAGGACCAUGUUUACGAUCCUGAACAAGGCAGAUGCCUGGUGGCAGCAUGCAAAGCGGAAGAGGAUCCUCGCAGACCGAUAUGCCAAUACAAACGUCAUGCGUAGUGUUUCCUUGGACGGCAUCCAGGCGCGAUCCAGAGCCUUUUUGCACCGCUGCACUCAGGCGGGUGAUUCUGCCAACGACAUCUUUCUUCCUUCCCACACGGCUAACCAUCAUCAAGCUCUACAUGCGUAUGCGUGUGAUUGCAUCACUCACCAUCUGUUCCACCCCAACGGCUCCGACUGCAUUGGGACAAGGGCAGACGAGGACAUGAUGCACCAAGUAGCGGCAGAUGACAGUCUGCAGAAUCGUCUCAUCUCGCACUACAGCCCGACGCUGUACCGCCUGUUUGCUGGCAUCCUAUCCUUGUUCGUCAAGCCGCGAUCUGUGCCCCUUGCCGACAACUACGUCUUGGAGACGAGCAAGCGCACCGAUGCGGCAAGCUUCACGCUCAUGAGCCGGCUGGAGGAAAAGUCAGGCGACCUCGACCACAUCGACAUGGCCGCCGAAUGCCUGGACCACAUGGUCGCCGGCAUCGACACCACCGGCGACACGCUGUGCUUCCUCAUGUGGGAGCUUUCCCAGCCUCGGUCGCUUCACCUGCAGCGCAGACUGUCCGAGGAGGUACGAAGGAACCCCGACGCCGGCAUCGACCAGCUUCCGUUCCUGGACGCCGUCCUGUGCGAGGGUCUUAGGUAUUACCCUGCCAUUCCCAUGUCGCUGCCUCGCCUCGUGCCACAGGGCGGCCGAACCAUUGACGGCUUCCACGUCCCCGAGAAGACCAUCGUCAGCUGUCAGGCGUACUCUGUGCACCGCGCGAAUACGGACGUGUUCCCGGACCCUGAUGCCUUUCACCCCGACAGAUGGAUGGCGGCCGCGGGGGACGCAGAUAGGCGUCGGUUGCUGUUUGCGUUUUCCAACGGCGGCCGGGGCUGCAUCGGCAAACACCUUGCCAUUGCCGAGAUGAAGACCCUGCUCAGGGACGUCUACUCGCGAUAUAGCACGACGCCGGAUCCUUCCAUGACGGCAGAAUCCAUGGCCAUGUCGGACCAGCUCAUUUCGACUCGGCCAUUGGGCAAGAGAUGCCUGCUCCAGUUUCAUCGGCUGCCUGAUGAUGUCAAGGCCACGGGCGGCUCUGAGUAA
Molecule: messenger RNA, 1509 nt
Organism: Metarhizium brunneum ARSEF 3297
Lineage: Eukaryota; Fungi; Ascomycota; Sordariomycetes; Hypocreales; Clavicipitaceae
Product: Cytochrome P450 monooxygenase gsfF
Molecular function (GO): oxidoreductase activity, acting on paired donors, with incorporation or reduction of molecular oxygen; heme binding; monooxygenase activity
Source: RefSeq, a predicted model, not a curated record